AUGGCGUCCAGGUCCGCGGUGCUGCCCUUUGCGUUCGCGCGCAGAGAGGCAUGCUCGUCUUCCCCCGCAUGGAGGGCCGCCAGGAUACCGGGUAGGAUACCAAGCACCACGGCGGCUAGGUUGCAGUACUCGACUCGUGCGGCGGCCUCGAAGAGGAGGGCGGUGCAGAGAGGCAUCGCCGGACAGACGGGGCUGGCCGGCCAGAGCAGAGCGUUCUCGCACGUAUCGGCCAGGAGGCAGGCGGAGGAGGACGAGCCCAGGUUCAAGCCGGAGGAUAUCCAGCGAGAGUCCGACGAGGUGGACGUCUGCAUCGUUGGCGGAGGUCCCGCCGGUCUAUGCGCUGCCAUCCAGUUGAAGAAGUUGGCCAACGAUGCUGGAAACGAAGACUUCCGCGUCCUGCUGCUCGAGAAAGCAGGUGAGAUCGGAGACCACAUCGUGUCUGGAAACGUACUACAGCCCACGGCCAUCAAUGAGCUGCUGCCGGACUGGCUGUCGGAGGAUAACCCGAACCGCUUCGAGCACACCACGCCCGUGACGUCGGACAAGAUGCGUUUUCUGACCGAGAAAUACGCCAUCCCCAUCCCCGCGCCUCCACAGAUGAACAACCAUGGGAACUACAUCAUCUCGCUCAGCCAGCUGUGUAAAUGGCUCGGGGAGCGGGCAGAGGAGCUAGGCGUAGAGGUAUACCCCGGUUUCGCUGCGAGUGAAGUACUCUACAACACCGACGGAUCCGUCAAGGGCGUUGCAACCAACGACGUGGGCAUCGGGCGGAACGGUAAGCCGAAGGAGUCGUUUGAGCGGGGGAUGGAGUUCCAUGCUCGCGUCACUCUGCUCGGGGAGGGAUGCCACGGCUCCCUGACCAAGCGGGUGAUGAAGAAGUUCGACCUACGCCGUGACUGCCAGCCGCAGACGUACGGUAUCGGCAUCAAAGAAGUAUGGGAGAUCCAACCUGAGAAGUUCCGCAAGGGCGAGACGGUGCAUUCGAUGGGCUACCCCUUGCCAAUGGACACAUACGGCGGCGCCUUCAUGUACCAUUUUGGCGAAAACAUGGUCUCUAUCGGCUUAACCGUGGGACUCGACUAUCCUAACCCCUGGCUAUCACCUUACAACGAGUUCCAGAAGCUAAAACAGCACCCUCUCUUCCGCAACGUUCUAGAGGGAGGUAACUGUCUCGCCUAUGCUGGCCGCGCACUCAUCGAGGGUGGCUUCCAGUCUAUCCCCAAAUGCGCCUUUCCCGGCGGUGCCCUCAUCGGCGACAGCGCAGGGUUCAUGAACGUGCCCAAGAUCAAGGGAACACAUACAUCCAUGUUAUCCGGCAUGCUCGCCGCAAAGGCAACUUACUCUGCUCUCUCGGGCGGUUCGUCCGACGGCACCAUCUUCCUAUACGAGUACGAAGACGCUCUACGCUCUUCAACCAUCUGGUCUGAACUCAAGGAAGUCCGUAACAUGCGCCCAUCAUUCAACACACCGCUGGGAAUCUACGGCGGUAUCAUGUACAGUGGGUUGGAAGCUUAUAUCCUUCGCGGCCGCGUCCCAUGGACGCUCAAGCACCACGGCACAGACUCGGCAGCCACCAAGCCCGCCAGCGAGUGCAAGAAGAUCGAAUACCCCAAGCCCGACGGCGUCGUUAGCUUCGAUAUACUCACCAGCGUGAGCCGGACGGGGACGAACCACGAAGAGGACCAGCCCGUUCAUCUCCAGGUUGCCGACUGGGAGAAACACACGGCCGAGGCAUGGCCGAAGUGGCAGGGGGUGGAGAAUCGGUUCUGCCCUGCUGGCGUGUACGAGUAUAUUGAGGACAAGGAGAAGCCGCAUGGCGUGCGGUUCCAGAUCAAUGCGCAGAACUGUAUCCACUGCAAGACGUGCGAUAUCAAGGUUCCUACGCAGGAUAUUAACUGGCAGACUCCCCAGGGAGGCGAGGGACCCAAUCGGUGGAGUUGGGGAAAGCCACGUGAAUGGCUGAACGCUCGAGCAAAUCUUCGCUCCCCUCGCUUCUCCUGCCACUUUCCUCCAUCCACCUCCAUCACCAUCUCCAUCACCACCACAACCACCUCCCUCGCCCUCGCCAUCACCAUCACCAGGAGUCUUCAGCCCGCAGUCCAAGGCCUCCCACCUCCUGAUCCUAUCUACGGGAACCCGCCUGACUCAAAGGGCAUCCUUUUCUGCCUGGGUUUUUUCCUUCCAGUCAAUAAACAGGACAUCGAAGAGCAUUUCGGCUCCCACGGUACCGGAAAGAUAACUGAGAUCAAGCUGAUGCAAGGCUUUGGCUUUAUCGAAUACGAGGAUGCUAUGGAUGCAAAAGAUGUCGUUCCUGGUGAGGACACCUCCGUGAUGGUACCGACUUCAAAGGUGAAAGGCUCACGGUACAAUUUGCGCGUGGGCCACGGCGUAGAGAGCCAUUCCCUGGGCCUCCCGAACGGUCUGCUGCUCCUCGUCCACGACGAACCAUAUACCGAUCUCAAGGAUUUCGCCCGCCAGUCAGGACUUGACGUCGUCUAUUCUGAAACCCGUGACCGUGACGGGAAAGGAUUCGUUGAAUUCGAGAAUGGCAACGACCUCCGGACCGCCGUUGAGAAAUUGGAUGGCACCGACUUCAAAGGUUCCCGAGUGACCUGCACUGCGGACAUCCAACCACCCAUGGAGGACCGUGUUCCCAGGGAUCCAUACCGCUCCCGUUCCCCUCCUCGUCGUGGCGGCCCUCCAUACCCGCCAGCCGAGGACUAUGAUAGACGCGGUCCACCCAGAGGCUACAGCCCCCGUGGCCACUACCGUGAGCGCUCCCCUCACGGGCGCCGUGACUACUAUGAGCGUGAUGGCUACGGCCGCCGCUCACCCCCUCGUGCGCGCGUAGAUGACUACCCACCACCUCGCCGACCAUACGAUGACCCGUAUGAGAUGCGCGGCGGCGGCGGUCCCCCUCGUCACUACGACGAUCCGUACAUGCCGCGUGGUGCUCCAUUCGGGGGGCGACCACGCAGUCCUCCCCGUGGAGAAUAUGGAGGCGGCUAUGACCGCCGGGGCGGAUACUGGUAG
This is a messenger RNA of Arthroderma uncinatum, 3033 nucleotides long. RefSeq lists its product as uncharacterized. The coding region runs from base 1 to 3033 and encodes 1010 amino acids. Gene Ontology annotation, cellular component: mitochondrial inner membrane. Lineage: Eukaryota; Fungi; Ascomycota; Eurotiomycetes; Onygenales; Arthrodermataceae. The record is from RefSeq and is a predicted model, not a curated record. Gene Ontology annotation, molecular function: RNA binding; iron-sulfur cluster binding; electron-transferring-flavoprotein dehydrogenase activity. The transcript has 9 exons. Gene Ontology annotation, biological process: electron transport chain.